Messenger RNA from Sinocyclocheilus grahami, 794 nucleotides. Its product is annotated as neuralized-like protein 4. NCBI's taxonomy places the organism in Eukaryota, Metazoa, Chordata, Actinopteri, Cypriniformes, Cyprinidae. Gene Ontology annotation, molecular function: ubiquitin protein ligase activity. The record is from RefSeq and is a predicted model, not a curated record. The transcript is spliced from 2 exons. The coding region runs from base 56 to 301 and encodes 81 amino acids.
UCUCCACUGUCGCAAAACGACGCUCGGUGUCGUGCACCGCGCCGCCCGUGCGAAGAUGGCGGCUGAGUUGCAUCCGCGCAGCGGAAAACUGAUCGGUUUGUCGAACUCCAACCGAACCGCUCAACGGAAUCAGCCGGUACAGGAAUUCAAUCACGGCUUGGUCCUCAGUCGGGAGCCGCUGAGGGACCGCGAUGUCUUCACUGUCCGCAUCGACAAGAAGGUGUUUGUGUGUCUCUGUCCAGGAAGAAGACCGAUUGGUUCCUGCAGUUUAAUUGGUGCCACGCCCUGCCCAGUCAGCUGACUCCUAGCUGCCUAUAAAAGCCUCCUUCGUCACUUCCUGCAUCAGCCUUGUGCUCACUUGCUGUGUUUGCUCUGCUUGAAUCUGCUAGUUAGUUACAGACGUGUUAGUAAGACUGAGAGACUGCCUGUGAGCGAUUGAUUGUUGUUUGUUAGUUUGCUUGGCUCACUCAUUCGUAAUACCGACCACCACGUGUUCUUUGACCUUGAUUCUCGAUUGCUCCUGUUUGGACCUUUUUGCUCACCUUUGUAAAUAACUGUACGUAACGUUUUGGGGAUUUAGGGAGACUGACACCAUUUUUGUUGGAACCUUUUAUUGAUUGUUUCUGAAUAGGGAGGCAGGGAAGUAAUUGUAUUUUAUUUUAUUUUGUGAACGAGGGUGGUUAGAGGUAUAAGAAUUAGGUGAUUUUUGUUUAUUUUGGCCUUGUCUGCUCCCGAAGCUAAAAUUCCCCCAGGUGUACUGUAAACCCAUUGUGCUCAUUAAAAUACUGCUCCUU